AGGGAACCGGCGGAGUUUCGCAAUUCUCAUCAUCAGAUACACUCGAUCCUCAAACACAAGAGGGACCGAUAUUGUCGGCAUAAAUACCCUCGUCAUGGCUCCUUACGUCAAGAAGCGCAAAGUCCUCGACUCGAUCGCAUCGCGACCCCAGAAAAAGUUCCGCAAGCAGCGCGCAUACCACAGCAGCUCCGAAGAUGAGGACGACCAACCUACCGAUUUCCAAGCCGUCAGUCUAGCGGAUUCCGACGCCGAAGGAGAAGCGAAGCAAUCUCAGAAAAAGACCUGUUCUAUUGGUGAAUCGACUAAGAAAGUCGCAUCUAAACUGCAGAAGAAGCAAGAAGACAGCUCCGACGAGGAAGAUAUGGCGUCCGAUUCGGCCGCAGACGACUCGGAAGACUUAGAGGACGAUGAGUUUGAUGUUGGCGCAGAGUCAGAUGCUUCGAAUACCGCCUCGACGGCCGGGGGUCGUACUAUUCCUAAACGUCAUGACCCAACUGCGUUCUCCAACUCGAUGGCCAAGAUUUUGGCAACCAAGCUCCCCACCUCGAUGCGCGAAGACCCUGUGCUGUCCCGCAGCAAAGCUGCUGCCCAAAAGAGUACUCAAGUGGCCGAAGAGAAAUUAGAUCGCCAGGCGCGAGCUAAGAUGCGUGCGGAGAAGAAGGAGGAAUUAGACCGCGGCCGUAUCCGCGACGUAAUGGGCCUGGAGCGUGGUCAGGCUGGUGCAGUGGCGGAAGAGGAGAAGCGUCUGCGCAAGAUUGCCCAGCGCGGUGUGGUGAAAUUAUUCAAUGCCGUCCGCGCAGCCCAGGUUCGCGGAGAAGAAGCAGCCAAGGCGGAGCGGAAGAAGGGUACAAUUGGUAUCGGCGAGCGCGAGAAAGCCGUAAAUGAGGUCAGCAAGCAGGGAUUCUUGGAUCUGAUCAGCGGGAAGAAGGGUAAGCCGUUGCAUAUCGAAGAGGCUUGAGUGCUGGUGAAGGAAGUCGCUGUAACGUGUGUGUGUGUGUGUGUGUGUAUACCUGGCAUAUUCAUGGCGUUUUGGGGGGCUACUCUAUGAUCCUAUUCUCUCAAUGUUUACCAACUCUUUUCAUUAAACUUGAUAUGUUCUAUUUACAAAAACUCUCAUGUCCUGAAACGAUGAAUGAGAAAUCG
Aspergillus saccharolyticus JOP 1030-1 is the source of this 1143-nucleotide messenger RNA. RefSeq names its product rRNA-processing protein RRP15. The transcript has a single exon. Gene Ontology annotation, cellular component: preribosome, large subunit precursor. Lineage: Eukaryota; Fungi; Ascomycota; Eurotiomycetes; Eurotiales; Aspergillaceae. The record is from RefSeq and is a predicted model, not a curated record. Gene Ontology annotation, biological process: maturation of LSU-rRNA; maturation of 5.8S rRNA. The coding region runs from base 95 to 958 and encodes 287 amino acids.